UGGGGAUGGAGAAGGAGAAGAGCCACAUAACUGUGACCAUAUUAGACCUCACCCUGGAGAUCAUCUACCUGCUGACUGGAGAGGACUACACAGUCGUUAAAAAAUUAUCUAGUGGUCCUGUAUGUCCAACCAUCUCAACAGGACCUAAAACCUCAUCAUGGACCCUGCACUUGUCUUCCCAACACUUGAAAGCAAUGACAAGAAGAUUCUAGAAAUCAUCCAGAAGAUCAUUGAGCUGCUGACGGGAGAGGUUCCUAUAAGGUGUCAGGAUGUCACUAUCUAUUUCUCUAUGGAGGAGUGGGAGUAUAUAGAAGGACACAAUGAUCUCUACAAGGAUGCCAUGAUGGAGAACAGGCCACCCCUCACAUCACCAGAUGGAUUCAGUAAUGGGAAC
This is a messenger RNA of Staurois parvus, 394 nucleotides long. The record is from the annotation of a GenBank genome assembly. Lineage: Eukaryota; Metazoa; Chordata; Amphibia; Anura; Ranidae.